UAUCCCUCAAGUGUCCCAAUAAAUACUACGUACUUUCUGCGUUACAGAUCCCCACAGGGUUCCAGCUCCAUCACCGAGGUUGUAGCAUGAUGGAAAAAGAUUCAAACUUUGAGCUUGAUGUGAAGCAAGGAGAACCAAUUCUGGUUCCACCUGCAGAAGAAACAGACAAGGGUCUUUACUUCCUCUCAAACCUGGACCAGAACAUAGCAGUUCCCGUUCGCACAGUUUAUUGUUUCAAAUCUGAUUCUCGAGGGAACGAGGAUGCUGCAACAGUGAUAAGAGAGGCCUUGUCUAAGAUUCUUGUUCCUUAUCAUCCCAUGGCCGGCAGGUUAAUAAUCAGUUCAGAGGGGAAGUUGAUAGUAGAUUGUACUGGUGAGGGUGCAGUGUUCGUUGAAGCUGAAGCGAACUGCGACAUAGAAAAAAUUGGAGAUUUGACAAAACCUGAUCCUUCAACUCUUGGCAAACUGGCUUAUAGCGUCCCUGGUGCCAAGAACAUAAUUGAGAUGCCCCUUAUGACUGUUCAGGUGACAAGAUUCAAGUGUGGAGGCUUUACUUUGGGGUUGGCCAUGAACCACUGUAUGAAAGAUGGACUGUGUGCUAUGGAAUUUGUAAACGCAUGGAGUGAUGCUGCAAGAGGCUCAGACUUAAAGAUUCCUCCAUUUCUUGAUCGAACCAUACUGAAAGCACGCGAGCCUCCUCUUAUAGAAUUCCCCCACCAUGAAUUUGCAGAGAUUGAAGACAUAUCAGAUACCUCAAAACUAUACGAGGAAGAAGACAUGCUCUACAAAUCCUUCUGUUUCGAUCCAGACAAGGUGGAGCUUCUCAAGAAGAAAGCCAUGGAAGAUGGGGUUCUUCAAAAGUGCUCUACUUUUGAAGCCCUUUCUGCUUUUGUAUGGAGAGCUCGAACUGAAGCCUUGAGGAUGAAACCUGAUCAACAAACCAAGCUUCUUUUCGCUGUUGAUGGACGGUCCAGAUUCGAUCCUCCAAUACCAGAAGGCUUCUUCGGAAACGCCAUAGUGUUGACAAAUUCACUGUGUGAGGCAGGCGAGUUAUUGACGAAUCCUCUAUCUUUCGCAGUUGGGUUGGUUCAAAAGGCCAUUGAUAUGGUGACAGAUAGGUACAUGAGAUCAGCUAUAGACUAUUUUGAAGUGACAAGAGCAAGGCCUUCCUUAACCGCGACGCUUUUGAUUACAACUUGGGCGCGGUUGUCUUUCCACACAACAGAUUUUGGAUGGGGACAACCUCUGUGUUCUGGGCCCGUGACAUUGCCUGAGAAAGAGGUCGUCUUGUUCCUCUCUCAUGGGGAAGAGAGGAAGAACAUUAAUGUUCUUCUGGGUUUGCCUGCUUCUGCCAUGGAAAUCUUUGAAGCACUGAUGCAGUUAUGAAAAAUCUUUCAAUUAUUGAUUACUUUGCUUUAUAAGUAUUUUACAUUUACAGUCCAAUAAUGUAUUCACCUGUUUGAUUAAGCCCAUGUCUGCUAGCUUCUGCUAUAAAUUAAUAUUUUGCUGUUGUUAUCGUCAAUUGCCGGGGAAAUAAUAUUGAUUCUCAAGUCAAUAUGACGUAUACAUACUGGAAACAUGGUGUUGCUU
Neltuma alba is the source of this 1589-nucleotide messenger RNA. Its product is annotated as omega-hydroxypalmitate O-feruloyl transferase-like. The transcript has 3 exons. The record is from RefSeq and is a predicted model, not a curated record. The coding region runs from base 87 to 1385 and encodes 432 amino acids. NCBI's taxonomy places the organism in Eukaryota, Viridiplantae, Streptophyta, Magnoliopsida, Fabales, Fabaceae. Gene Ontology annotation, molecular function: acyltransferase activity, transferring groups other than amino-acyl groups.